ACUCUUAAACACCUUCGCGUAAAAUGACCUAGAAUUGAAGGUCAACAUAUGAACUGACUUAAUGUUCAUAUUUUUAAAAACCAUUUAUGCACUUCGGUGUGUCGCCGUGUUUUGUUUUUCUGACGAAGUGCCAUUAACUCGUUUACCGGCUUUGCUAACAAAAUCUAUAACAUUUGAUUGUUUACGUCAUAAAGGGAUGGGAUGAAAAAGUAAAAGUAAAACCAAAAUUAAAAAGUAUAAUUGUUUGCAAUAUUUGCUUUCGUAUACGUACAAAAGCAAAUUUGUAGAACACCAAAUCGUACAGGUAGCCAGGACGCUUGUCUGUCAGUUAGUCAGACAAAGAUUAGCGCAUUAUGCCUUGGAGGUAAGAAAGAGACAUUAUUAAACGGCCGAACGUCUGCAGCCAUCAGCAAGCAAUAAAUUAAUACUUUCCGAAUUUCGGUAUAUGGUACUUGCUGCUUCGCUACCUAAUGCCUGCUACAAACGUGCUCUCACAGUAAUCCUUCCAUUAUGCUGCCGUGACUGCGACUAUUGCUAUCUCACUCGAACCGCAACUCUACGUGCUAACGCACACAUAUGUAUGUGUGUACAAAUUAAUAAAAUACACGCAGUGAAUUUAAACUUGUAUCACUCUUUACCGCACCGUCUAACGUGACACAACGCACUAUACAUAUGUACCUCAUAGUCGCACCACACCUUGAACUAUUGACUCCACGACACUGAGUUCGUCGAGUAGAGUUACUCAUAAGUACAUUCAAAUAAACAACAUAUUCCUAGUGCAAGAAACAACCACCAAAAAAUACUAAGCAACUACAAAUAUACAUAGCCUAUGAACCACCACCAAUCCGCAACACUGAGCCACGCACGUUCACACUCACUCAUUUGUAUAAGCAAUUUCCCCUGCAUACACACCGCUUGUAUUUGUUGGGUUGCUUUCUGUGUUGCCUUGACUCGUCUUUGGAUUUUCGUGCUACGUUCGUUCGGUCGUUUGGCACUGUUUGGACUCUCUCGCUGCGUUUUGGAAUUCAGUCGGCAACGAUAAUUAGUGUUGGUAGUACGUAGUAUCGUUGUAUCGUGAUAUCUCCAUGCACAAUAGCGUUCAGCUUCUGCGACAAACAGCCACACUCAGCGCCAACACUACUAGCCCAGUAAUUAUUGCAGUGAACGCGUUUGCGGCGCAAUUUACGGAACGUCGUCAUUGUGAUCGUCAUCAUUAUUUUGUAUGCGCGUCCGUGGAGGCCCAUAUUCGAGUCCAGAACCAUCGUCAUCAUCGGACACAGAGUUUUUGCGAAUUAUACUAAGUGAAUUGCAGCAACAACAGUCAGAGUUAAUAAAAUAAGAAGUUGUGAACAACUGCGCCAACAUUUUGGUUUCGGCUGACCAAUUUUGUAACGGCAACGUAUAUAUCCAAAGCAACAAUUUGGACAUAGCUUGUAAUUAUUAAAAAUAUUGAUUAGUGCAUUUGUGCUUUUCGAAUUCGGUUGUGGUGUGCGAACGAUUUAAUUUGGAAUAUCGGAAAAAUGAUAAUAUUGAAUUUUGUGCUUCAAAAGAAAUAAGCGCAAAACGGAGAACAUUUGUGCAGAAGUAAGUGAAAGAAAAUUGACUCAAAACGGAAUGCAAUACAUGAGCACAUCGCCUUUGCCCGCAAGUGUAGCUUUAAUAAAACGACACAACAACACGUAAUUAUAUAGUGCACCCGCUACGACCACGAACGAGGGCCUAUAAUCAUAGUGUGAUGAUAACAAGUGUAAAGUGUGCCAUAAUGAAGUAGGAAGAGCGAAUAAAAGUAAAACAUAAUAAAUAAUAGGCAAAACAAAAUCAAAAACAACAGACACACGUGAGAGCAAUGACAAUUACUAUUAAAAAAGAAGACGUUUAAAGUUUAAAGAAAUAAAAGUGUAAUAAGUGUAUUAUUUAAGUAAAUACUUAAGAAAUCAGUAAAGCGGCAUAUUUGAAAACUGAUAUUAUUGUAAUAAUAUAAAAAUGAUUGACGCUGCCUGCAAUUAUUUGAAUCCCUACGCAACCGCCUCACUUGCUGCUGCCGCCGCAACUAUGCCAUCCAUCGGUAGCAAUCAUCAUCAUCUCCAACAGCAACAGCAACAGCCUAGUGCUGCUACAUCAUUAACCGCCGCCGCCGCAGCCGCAGCUACAAUUACACAAAGUGCGACACAUUUUUCAACAUUGGCAGGCCAAAUGAGUAACAACAGCAGCGGUAGCAACACACAUCUCGGUGGUUUUACUACAAGCGCCAGCAAUUUCGCCUCGCUUUAUGGACAAAAAUCUGCAACAGCAGCAUCCUCAACAGAUGCUUGCAGUGCCCUUGCCAUGAAAAUGGAAAUGCAAUAUCCGCCACAAUCAUCCUCUACCGGUACGGCUUCGCCAAUAUCGAGUCAACAUUCGGGACCAUCAUCUGCGUCUGUCUCGCCAACCAGCAUAUUUCCAUCGCCCGCCCAGUCAUUUGCCUCGAUUUCCUCGAGUCCGCCUGCAUCUGCAACCUCAUCGUCGGUGUCGCCACUUUCCGGCUCACCGACCACCGCCCAGGCUGUAGCGGCACAUGCUAGCGCAGCUGCAGCAGCCGUAGCCGCUGCAUCGAAUACUGAUUUAGGCGCAGCUGCGGCUGCAAGUGCUGCCUAUUCGUGGAACACCUAUUCAGCAGCAGCCGCGUUACCUACACGUACACAAUUUCCGUACGCCCAGUACGCCUCGGAUUACUAUGGCAACGUAGGCAUGUCUGCUUCGGCUGCAGCCGCCGGCGCUUGGUUUUCGCACCAGGAUCGACUUUAUCAGCCCUGGUCGAGUCAGGCAUAUCCAAGUUUUAAUUUUGACGAUAUCGCCUUCCAGACACAACUGCAGCGCCGCUCAGUUCGUUGCACAUGCCCCAAUUGUGCGAACGAAAUGUCCGGCCUGCCACCAAUUGUUGGUCCAGAUGAACGUGGCCGAAAGCAACAUAUCUGCCAUAUACCGGGCUGUGAGCGACUCUACGGCAAAGCAUCACAUUUGAAGACACAUUUGCGUUGGCAUACCGGUGAGCGGCCAUUUUUGUGCUUAACUUGUGGAAAACGUUUUUCACGUUCUGAUGAGUUGCAACGUCACGGACGCACGCAUACUAAUUACCGGCCGUACGCCUGUCCAAUUUGCUCGAAAAAAUUUUCUCGUAGUGAUCAUUUGAGCAAGCAUAAAAAGACGCACUUUAAAGACAAAAAAAGUAAGAAAGCGCUUGCAGCAGAAGCUAAACAACAAUCAUCGGCUGUGAAGCCGGAGAAAGUUCAGGAUAAUCAACAGGAAAAGAGAACACCGAUUGGCAGCGGUCUCAACAGUUCAAAAUCAUCUGUUGCGAGUCAGUCUAGUGUUUCGUCGUCCGCAAAUAUAAUCAGUAAUAAUAACAGCAACAACGCUACGACGAAACCGCUUACUCCUUCAGUCACAGCCGCGACUAGACUCGCAGCGUCCACAUCAACACCAACACAAUUGCAAAUGAAAACAGAACAACCAGAUGCCAUGGGUGGCUACAAUGCUUAUUCGAAUUUGUAUCACCAAAGCACAUCGCUCUUCCACCAUACACAUCCACUUUCUGGCGCUGGUCUCUAUAGUGGAGGUCUACAACAACAUUCCGGUGCGCAACAACAGCAACAGUCAGUAGCUUCCAAUUCCUCUGUGUCCUUAGCCUCACCUUUGUCAAGUAGCGCCUCGUUUGAUUUGUGGAACAGCCAUACAAGCAAUCAGCAGCAACAGCAUCAACAACAACAACAAAUUAGUCGCAGUGCCAUAUUACAGCAACAGUCAAUGCAGGGCAGUCCUGCCAGCAAUAACACCAAUACUGAAACUACCUCAACAGCUGCAACGACUAACCUCCAGCAGCAACAACAGCCACAGCAGAUGCAGUCGAGUUUAACGACAACAGCAACGAGUAGCCAACAUUACGCGGCGCUCGCAAUGCAAAGUGAGUCCCAAUUGGCGGCCGAGUAUGGCCUUACCAUGAGUUCGCCCGGUGAUUCCAACGGUUCUACCUCCCCUGUUAAUCAUCACCUACAACACUCCACAACAUCGCACACAUAUCCUGGGCUGCUUCACAUGAAAUCCGAGUAUACCGCCUAUCCGGAUUUCAGCACAAGUUCGGGCUAUGCCAGUGCUGGCGCCUUCCAUCACCACGCGCAUAAUCCUUGGGCGACAGCAGCCGCAUAUCAACACUCACAUGCCACCGCCUAAGUACUGAUAUUGUCAAAUCAAUCAUAUUUCAGGCUGCUUAUUUAAGUAAACCGAUUGAAUUGUUUUCAAUUUUUUCAAUGUAGUUGAGAUUAUAUACAAUAUCUAUAUAUAUAUAUAUUCAUUACAAAGUGGCUUUUCGUUGUUGUUGUCUAAGUUUAAUUAACAUUACUAAUUUUUUAUAAUUUUAUAAAUUUUUGUUUUCAUAGUUCGUUCAAUUUUCAAAAUAUUUAAACAUAUUUAUAUUGAAUGGUAUUAGUAUUAAAAAUAAAGGAUUCAUUGUAAAUAUAAGCAUAUGUUAUUAAUUAUGAAUUACAAAUGUAUAUAUGUAUGUAAUAAUGUAAUAGAAAAAUAAUAAUCUCAAUCUUGUUAUGUUCUUUCAACAUGUUUUCUAGGUGAUAAAUAAAAGUCCAUAUAUAAUAACACAUAACAAUAAAAUAAAAACUCGACUUGCAUUAAAAAUCUGA
Molecule: messenger RNA, 4670 nt
Organism: Bactrocera oleae (olive fruit fly)
Lineage: Eukaryota; Metazoa; Arthropoda; Insecta; Diptera; Tephritidae
Gene: btd
Product: buttonhead
Biological process (GO): regulation of transcription by RNA polymerase II
Molecular function (GO): RNA polymerase II cis-regulatory region sequence-specific DNA binding; DNA-binding transcription factor activity, RNA polymerase II-specific
Source: RefSeq, a predicted model, not a curated record